Molecule: messenger RNA, 519 nt
Organism: Schistocerca piceifrons (Central American locust)
Lineage: Eukaryota; Metazoa; Arthropoda; Insecta; Orthoptera; Acrididae
Product: zinc finger SWIM domain-containing protein 6-like
Exons: 2
Coding region: 1-519 (172 amino acids)
Source: RefSeq, a predicted model, not a curated record
AUGGAGGGUGCUGGCGCGGGGUCCGGCAGCAGCAAGUGCUCGCCGCCUCCCAGAAGUGGAGCGGCGGCAGCGGGGGCGGCGUGGGUGGGCGGCGGGGGCGUCUCGAGGGCUCCUCAGGGCGCGCCCACCACUCCGGCUGCUACUGCUGCUGCUGCUGGCGCUGCUGAUCCGAUUUACGCGACGGGACACCUGUCGAGAGUUUCGCUUGCUGCCGGCCGCUUUUCCGAGAGAGCCAGUCCGAAAAGCAGUCUCACCCACGCAGGAGGCACACCGAACAUACUGCGCGAACUGGAAAGACAGGCGGUGGGCGGCAAAGCAGGGGAGGGUGCAGAAUUACAGGGAGACAGUUGCAGAGGAGCGAGGGUGAAGUGGACAAGCGGAUGGGGCAGGCGAGGAGGGGCCGGCACAAUUAAGAGGCUCUCGCGGCGAGUGGCGCGCCGGCCCUCCGAGUUGCCAACACCUCUGACUCCGGCCGCCGCCGCCGCGGCCGCGGCACUUGUUAAAAACUGCGCCCAUUAG